Closterium sp. Yama58-4 is the source of this 2568-nucleotide messenger RNA. NCBI's taxonomy places the organism in Eukaryota, Viridiplantae, Streptophyta, Zygnematophyceae, Desmidiales, Closteriaceae. The record is from the annotation of a GenBank genome assembly.
AUGAUGCAGCGGCUGGGCGUCUCAGCAGAUCAAAUCCAUUCUCUCUUGACGGACCAAGGGGGGGUUGGGUCCGGCGAACCAAUGAGCGAGAAAGAGCAGAUGAGUACGGACGAGCACGCGAGUGAGAGAGAGCAGACGAGCGUGGGAGGGCACGUAACUGGGGGUAGGGAGGAAGGUGCGGAGAUGACAAGGGAGGGAUUGGGCAGGUGUGCAGUAGAGGAUAAGCAGCAAGGCAGCGAGUACAGCGAGUGCAGCAAGAGCAGUAACUGUGGAAGAUGGCCUGAUCAGCCCGUUCCAUCCAGUUGGCCCGUCCCCUUCCUUGUGCUCCUGCACGGCUCCCUCUCCCUCUCACCCACCUCUCUUGCCGAAGGCCUUUCCGCGGCCAACAGCUUCAGUCUUUACGAGAGGGAUGCUUAUAAAGGGGACAGAUCUCCCCAUGAGCCUGAUUCGCACGGUCACGGGGAGGGUGACUGUAACGAUGUGACAAGGGGCUGCCGAGGCAGCAGCACCAGCAGGAGCAGGUCGCCUGCGCCCUCCCUCUCGCCCUCCCCGUCCAUCCCCUCGCUAUUGUCACUUGGCUUUGAUGCUGUUGUGAGAAAACCGCUACGGAAACCGGCAUUGCUGGCAGCACUUCAGCCGUUGUUUGCUGUGGGCACGGAGCAAGGUGAGUGUGCAGGGGAGGGUGAAGGAGCAGGAGGCAGAGGCAAGGACAAGGAUGCAGCACAGGGAGGGGUGAGGGUGAGAGACGAAGGUCAUGCUGUGGGAACAAGUUCUUUAAGGCAGUGGGGCAGUGCCGCAUUGGAGCUAGUGAGCCCAUCGGCCCUCCACAAGGCAGGUAGCAGCGCUGCAGCGGCUCUCUGCCGAGCUGUGACGUCCCCCCGGGCACUCACGUCCCCAGAAUCCCUUAAAUCCCCUCAGUCGCUCGAUCCCCCCCACUCGUUUAAGUUGCGCCGAUCUCACUCUCCCACCACUCCCACCACUCCUGCUUCUGACUCGGCCAAAUCCAAAGCUGCUAGCCCCGUGGCACCACGAAACACAUCACCCAAUGCCAACACUGGCUGUGUUACCUCUCCACCAGGGAAAGUGCUGGUGGUGUGUGAGGAGGAGGAGGCAUCGCUCGAAGAACAGCAGCAGCAGCAGCAGCAGCAGGGCAUGGAUGGCAACAGUGCCUCCCUGGUGAACCGAUCUGCUUCCCUCGAGCACCUGAUUGCACCUGCUGCAACCGCACCUGCUGCUGCUGCUCCUGCUGCUUCGACAGGUCUGGCAUCGGUUGCUGUUGCAGCAGGUGGAGGUGGUAAGGUGACAGGAGGCAGGACCCUUGGGAGAGGCACCAGUGACGGGGAAGCACCUGGUUUGGGUGAAAGGAAGGCGUGGGUGCAAGGGUCAGCAGGCGAGAGGAGAGGAGCUGGGCGGUCCCGUGCAAGGCAGAGUGAUAAGAGGAAAAGCACAAACACCAGAGGUGCUGGUGGCAGUGAUGGUGCUGCUGCUUCUGCUGCUGGUGGUGGUGGUGGUGGCAGAGUGAGUGGGUUUGAGAGUGUGCUGGACUUUGCAGGGUUUUCUCCCGCUACUUCAGCUUCCUCGGUUGGCACACUUUCCCCUGCCCUUACAACCUUUGAGGCGCCUCAAAAGUCUUUAUCCGUUGGGACUCUAUCGCCUGCUCUUACAUCUGUUGAAGGGCCUCAAAAGUGUUUAUCGGUUGGCACACUGUCGCCUGCCCUUACACGCACACCGUCACCAUCAUUCUCACCAACCCCAGCUCCCGCCACACCACCACCAGCAUUCCCAACAGCAGCACCGCCAGCAGCCCCAGCAGCGGCAGCAGUGGCUCAAGAGCCGGCAACUGUUGGGGAGAGGUUGAGCGUGCUUUCAGGUCGGCGGGUGAUGGUGGUGGAUGACAACGUGGUGAACCGCAAGGUGGCCAGCAAGCUGCUGGAGAGGCACGGCGCGCGAGUCACCGCCGUCGAUGGCGGCGCCAAGGCCCUUCAAGCCCUUGCUCCGCCCCACCCCUUCGAGCUGGUUUUUAUGGACCUCCAGAUGCCGGGCAUGGAUGGGCUGGAGGCGACUCGGAGGAUCCGGGCGCGGGAGAGGGCUGAGGGCGGGGGGCAUGUGGCCAUCAUUGCGCUCACAGCGGAUGUGAUUGCCGGCACGCGCCAGCAGUGCUUUGCCGUCGGCAUGGAUGACUACCUCUCCAAACCCCUUGACGACGGCCCCCUCUCCCACGCUGAGAAAAGAGACGACAAGCGAAGCAACACCAAGGAGCGUGUCCUGGCUCAGCAUCCGAGUCACUUUGUCAUUGCUGCUCUCACUUACCUGCAGUGCCAUCGCCUCCUUCCGCCCGACUCCAAAGUCCCUGGAGUGGGACUACGUAGACACAGCUCUGUCCAUAUGGAAAUACCAAGCCUCAUCGACGCUUUCUUCGAAAACGGGUGGUUUGACUGGCUCGUGCAACCUAAAUUCUUCCGUCACGGUCACUACCCAAACUACCUCGAUGGUCGUCCGCAUUAUGGGUGCCAAAGGAGCGACCGCCGCAUCGUUCUCCCCUCCCAGCUACUACAGGAACAGCACUAG